GCAGCGCCCGGGCGGCGCGCCGAGAACUGAGAGGCAGCGGGUGGGAGCCAGAGUCGGCCGUCGCGGUCCCGGACGCUUCUGUGUCACUGUCUGCUGUGCUCUGCCCCCAUCCUCGCCGCGCGCUGCCCUCACGGGACUCGGAGGAGCCCCAGUCGCUCCCGACGGGACUGGGGAGUCGGGACUGGGGAGUCGGGACUGGGAAGCCGGCGCUGAGGGAGGGAUCGGGUCCGAGCGGCCGAGCCCAAGGCCCCCGGGCGUGGAAGGGGGGGCUAAGGCCCCCAAGGGGGCCCCGCCGCGAUGGGCAACCUAGAGAGCGCGGAGGGGGGCCCGUGCGAGCCGCCGUCGGUGUCGUUGCUGCUGCCGCCAGGCAAGAUGCCGAUGCCUGAACCCUGUGAGCUGGAGGAGAGGUUCGCCCUGGUGCUGAGCUCCAUGAACCUGCCUCCUGACAAGGCCCGGCUCCUGCGGCAGUAUGACAAUGAGAAGAAAUGGGAUCUGAUCUGUGACCAGGAACGAUUCCAGGUGAAAAAUCCUCCCCAUACUUAUAUCCAGAAACUCCAGAGCUUCUUGGACCCCAGUGUAACUCGGAAGAAGUUCAGGAGGAGAGUGCAAGAGUCGACCAAAGUACUAAGGGAACUAGAGAUUUCACUUCGUACCAACCACAUUGGGUGGGUCCGGGAGUUUCUGAAUGAUGAAAACAAAGGCCUGGAUGUGCUGGUGGAUUACCUGUCCUUUGCCCAGUGUUCUGUCAUGUUUGACUUUGAGGGUCUGGAGAGUGGUGAUGAUGGUGCAUUUGACAAACUCCGGUCCUGGAGCAGGUCAAUCGAAGACCUGCAACCGCCCAGCGCCCUGUCGGCCCCCUUCACCAACAGCCUCGCUCGCUCUGCGCGCCAGUCUGUGCUCCGGUACAGCACUCUGCCUGGCCGCAGGGCCUUGAAGAACUCCCGCCUGGUAAGCCAAAAAGAUGACGUCCACGUCUGUAUCCUUUGUCUCAGAGCCAUCAUGAAUUAUCAGUAUGGCUUCAACUUGGUCAUGUCCCAUCCCCAUGCUGUCAAUGAGAUUGCACUUAGCCUCAACAACAAGAAUCCAAGGACCAAAGCCUUGGUCUUGGAGCUCUUAGCAGCUGUGUGUUUGGUGCGAGGAGGUCACGAAAUCAUCCUGGCUGCCUUUGACAAUUUCAAAGAGGUGUGCAAGGAGCUGCACCGCUUUGAGAAGCUGAUGGAGUAUUUCCGUAAUGAGGACAGCAACAUUGACUUCAUGGUGGCCUGCAUGCAGUUCAUCAACAUUGUGGUACACUCAGUGGAGGAUAUGAACUUCCGGGUCCACCUACAGUAUGAGUUUACAAAGCUGGGACUGGAGGAGUUCCUUCAGAAGUCAAGGCAUACGGAAAGUGAGAAGUUGCAGGUGCAGAUUCAGGCAUACCUCGACAAUGUGUUUGAUGUAGGGGGUUUGUUGGAAGAUGCUGAGACCAAGAAUGUAGCCCUGGAGAAGGUGGAAGAACUAGAAGAGCAUGUGUCUCACCUCACAGAGAAGCUUCUGGACCUGGAGAAUGAGAACAUGAUGCGGGUGGCAGAGCUAGAGAAGCAGCUGCUUCAGCGAGAAAAAGAGCUGGAGAGCAUCAAGGAGACAUAUGAGAACACAAGCCACCAGGUGCAUACCCUGCGGAGGCUCAUUAAGGAGAAGGAAGAAGCCUUCCAGCGCCGAUGCCACAUGGAGCCAAGUGCUCGUGGCUUGGAGCCCAUGGGUGUUGAGGCCCUGACCAGAGCAGGCCCUGCAGAGCUGAGCGAGGGCAUACCACCCUCAGACCUGGACCUGCUAGCUCCAGCCCCACCUGCCGAGGAGGCCCUUCCUUUGCCCCCACCACCGGCUCCUCCCUUGCCCCCGCCUCCUCCCCCUUUACCAGGCAAGUGUCCCCCAGCCCCACCUCUCCCUGGAGCUGCUCCCUCUGUGGUAUUGACAGUGGGCCUGUCAGCCAUUCGCAUUAAGAAACCUAUCAAGACCAAGUUCCGGUUGCCGGUCUUCAACUGGACAGCAUUGAAACCCAAUCAGAUCAGUGGCACUGUCUUCAGUGAACUGGAUGAUGAGAAGAUCUUGGAGGACCUGGAUCUGGACAAGUUUGAAGAAUUGUUUAAGACGAAAGCUCAGGGCCCUGCCCUUGACCUCAUCUGCUCCAAGAAUAAGACAGCACAAAAAGCUGCCAGCAAGGUGACCCUGUUGGAAGCCAACCGUGCCAAGAACCUGGCCAUCACCCUGCGCAAGGCUGGCCGCUCAGCUGAGGAGAUUUGCAGGGCUAUUCACACGUAUGACCUACAGACAUUACCUGUGGAUUUUGUGGAAUGCCUAAUGCGCUUCCUGCCCACGGAGGCUGAAGUGAAGCUACUGCGGCAAUACGAGCGUGAGCGGCAGCCUCUAGAGGAGCUAGCAGCUGAGGACCGCUUCAUGUUGCUCUUCAGCAAGGUGGAGCGGCUGACUCAGCGAAUGGCUGGCAUGGCCUUUCUGGGCAACUUCCAGGACAACCUACAGAUGCUCACACCGCAACUCAAUGCCAUAAUUGCAGCCUCUGCCUCCGUCAAGUCUUCACAGAAGCUGAAGCAGAUGCUGGAGAUCAUACUUGCAUUGGGAAACUACAUGAAUAGCAGCAAGCGAGGAGCUGUGUAUGGCUUCAAGCUCCAGAGCCUAGAUCUGCUACUGGACACUAAGUCCACUGACCGGAAGAUGACUCUGCUGCAUUUCAUCGCCUUGACAGUGAAGGAGAAAUACCCAGACCUAACUAACUUUUGGCAUGAGCUGCACUUUGUGGAGAAGGCUGCAGCAGUGUCCCUGGAGAAUGUGCUGCUAGACGUAAAGGAGCUGGGCCGGGGCAUGGAGCUGAUUCGGCGAGAAUGCAGCAUUCAUGACAAUAGUGUCCUUCGGAGCUUCCUCAGCACCAAUGAAGGCAAACUGGAUAAGCUCCAGCGUGACGCCAAGACAGCAGAGGAGGCCUACAAUGCAGUUGUGCGCUACUUUGGAGAGAGUCCCAAGACCACACCUCCUUCUGUAUUUUUUCCAGUAUUUGUCCGAUUCAUUCGUUCUUACAAGGAAGCAGAACAAGAGAAUGAAGCCCGCAAGAAGCAGGAGGAGGUAAUGCGGGAGAAACAGCUGGCUCAGGAAGCCAAGAAGCUGGAUGCCAAGACCCCAUCCCAGCGGAACAAAUGGCAACAGCAGGAGCUAAUUGCAGAGUUGAGGCGACGCCAGGCUAAGGAGCACCGACCAGUUUAUGAGGGAAAAGAUGGUACCAUUGAGGACAUCAUCACAGUGUUGAAGAGUGUCCCUUUCACGGCUCGUACUGCCAAGCGGGGCUCACGCUUCUUCUGUGAUGCAGCCCACCAUGAUGAGUCAAACUGUUAACCCCCAAGGCUGAGGCCCCUGACAGGCCUCCAACGCCAACCCAUUGUUGUUCGCCACCAAGCGCGGAAUGCUGCACCACCCAGUGGCCCCCCUCGGGCUCCAGGCCCCCACUGAGACCCUCUUGGAGGCAGAAGCACUUCAAUCCUCAGUCCUGCAAAGUUCCGCCAGUGGACCUGAAGCCAAGGGUCUGGCAGAAGGUUAUGCUGCUCUCAGCUGUGCCACCCCAGCACUCGGGCUGGAUCUUACCUAUGCCAUUGUGGGCACUAGGCCUAUUACAGACCUGGAACUUCCCUAGUGCCUCCAGUACUGUACUUUGCCCCUGUGGUCUUCAAUUUCAUUCCUUAAAAGGUCAUCAAGGGGUUAGCUCAAAGCUGGGAAAACCCAUUUCCAGCUUUACCUUAUACAGGGGGCACCUAAGCCCCUCUCCCCUGCUAGAGCCCAGUGAGAAGAGAGGGGAAAAGCUUAGUCUCCCUGCUUUUUUCCCCUUUCUUUUCACAGUUCCAUGGUCAGCACUAGUCUAGCAGUAUACAGGCGUCCUGGAACCCUGCCAAUCUCAGAUCAUCUCUUAUGAGGAGCAAGGAAGGCCCUUUUAUGCUUGGACCCACCCAGCUGCACUCUCAUGAUAAGUGUAGAGGAGUGAUGCCAGGCCUACUGUCCUUCUCCUUGGCCAAUUAAAGUUACAUGCUGUUCUUGCUGCA
Molecule: messenger RNA, 4082 nt
Organism: Ictidomys tridecemlineatus (thirteen-lined ground squirrel)
Lineage: Eukaryota; Metazoa; Chordata; Mammalia; Rodentia; Sciuridae
Gene: Fmnl3
Product: formin like 3
Biological process (GO): regulation of cell shape; cell migration; cortical actin cytoskeleton organization
Cellular component (GO): cytosol
Molecular function (GO): small GTPase binding; actin filament binding
Source: RefSeq, a predicted model, not a curated record